GGGAGAACCGGCUCCUCCUCCUCCUCCCCCGGGCCGGCCUCGCCUUCCUCCCGGCCUGCGGAGGCGCCUCCUCUCCCCGCCUGCCUGCCUGCCUGCCUCCAUUCGCAGCCCAGUUCCCAGAAGCGCCUGCCUGGGGCGCCCUCGCGCGGAUCUCUCCCUCCCUCUGCUAGAGGGGCUUCAGGUUGACCCGGGGAGAAAUCCGAAUAUCGUCGGCUGCUGCAGCACUUUGCCUCGCAAGCGGGGAGAGGGGCUGCCUUUUAGAAGGGCUUUCGGCUGGUUUUGCAAGAGAGUGAGAACGAUCGACAAAAGUGUGCCUGCCUCCUAAGCGGUGCUGUGAUCUGAACUCAAUGCUCACACGACCUGAGUUCGAUCCCAGCAGAAGCUGGAUUCAGGCAGCUCAGGCCUCUGGGAAGGCAGGAAAGAGGAUGGUCCACAUCGGAGACCUGCCCGAAGACCUCCUUCUGCACUUGCUCUCUCUGGUGCCCGGCAGGGACCUGAUCCGCAACUGCCGGCUGGUUUGCUCCCAGUGGCGAGACCUGGUGGAUGUGCCCACCCUGUGGAAACGCAAGUGCCAGCGGGAGGGCCACCUUCCCAGGGGGCAGGAAAGGAGCGUCCCCGACUGGAAGAUUUUCUACUUCCUUUGCAUUCUGAAGAGGAACCUAAUCAAAAAUCCUGCGGCUGAAGAUAGUUUUAAGCACUGGAAAAUCGACUCCAAUGAAGGAGAUGAGUGGAAGGUGGAAGAUCUGCCUGGAGCUCAUGGGAGAAACUUUCCCCAGCCAGCCAUUCAGAAAUACUUUGUCACGUCUUAUGGGCCCUGCAUGAAGUCCCAAGUCAUCGACUUAAAGAAGGAGGGCUACUGGGCCGAGCUGAUGGACAAGACCAAGCCAGAUAUCGUCGUGAAGGAUUGGUAUGCCGCCAGGUUUGAUUGUGGCUGCCAGUACAAACUGAACGUCAGGCUGCUCUCUGCAAACUACAUCGUCCUGGCAGAAUUUGACCCAGAAAAGGUGAUGAUCGAACAGUGGAGCGAUGCAGAAUGGCGUGAGAUGACUCACACUUUUCACAACUACCCUUCCGGCGUCCGCUACAUCUAUUUUCAACACGGGGGCCAAGACACUCAGUUCUGGGCGGGCUGGUACGGUGUCCGUGUAACCAACAGCAGUAUCACCAUUGGCCCAGAGGUGGCCUCCUGAGGAGGGGAAACUGGAUCGAGCCCCCCUGGGCAGCGCUUUUCGACCUCUUGUGGAAUUGGUGGGCAAAGUCUUCUCCCCGCCCCUUUCCGUUUGCACUCCAGUUGCCUUUGCAAUUUUAGACAUCCUCUGCUUUCUUUGGAGGUGUCCGUUGGCACCCCGCAGCCUCACUCAGAGCGUCUGCCGGCUCUUAAACCCAACCGAUGCUUAACUUUGGAGCUUGUGGAGCAGAUCGAAGGAGGGAUGGAGGAUGGGCAUUGAGCUGGUUUCUGGGAGCAAAAGGGGAGAAGUGCCAGAGAGAGCUUUUACCCCAGUUGGCUCUCCUUUCAAAGAUGGCCAACAACGCCACUGGGAGAAGCCGUUUCCUGUCAUGGCUAUGAAUGAAUCAGUCUGCUAUUCAAGGCAUGAGAACUUUGCCAUUGCAGGGUUAGGGAGAGACGGAGGGAGAACAGAAUACUACGAUUUCAGGAGAGCUCUUUAUGAUUACUGUUAAUUCUUCCCUAUGUCAGUGCAUCCUCUUCAUUCACCACUGAAGUGUCUCUCAGCACUUGGUGACCAGUAUCUUUCUUGUUUUUAUAUUUUGAACAAGGAGCAAAGUCCAGCAUAUUGAAAAAGACUGCCUCUGGGAUGGGGAGGAAUGCCCUUCUUACAGCGUUUUGCACCCAUGUCUAAAUAAAUCUUGCUGAAACAAACGAAGCAACUGUGUAUAAUAAAUAAACAUUGUAAAUAAAAACCUUCAUUAGUUUCUUCGUUUAUAAUAUAUCAAAAUGCUUUGUGUUCAUCGAAUAUACUCAUAGAAAAAUCCAAUAACAUAUCAGAUUGCAGAAUACCGCAGUGCUGAAUAAAUAAUGUCAGAAGCUUCUUGGUGUAGAUCAGAGGGUUAUUUUUCAGUAAAGUAACACAGUCACUGUUCCGUACUGCCCCACAAAAUGAAGUUCAGCUCCAACUGGUUCCAGAAGGAAGAUCCGUCUUCCCCAACACGUUUGCUAGCUAAUUACAGCCAAGUUUCAUGUCUUCUGCUUUCUCAAAAGCCGAUACUAAUCAGCAUCCCGACAAAUAAAUAUGAAUACCAUAAACAUGAAUACCGUAGACAUAUAAAACACCCCAACACAUAUUAAAAGCAAAGGCGGCAUACCUGUGUUAUCUUGAGACUUCUAUGCAAGUUCCUCAAAAUUGGCACAUGCUCCAAAAAGUCAACCAAUGCUAAAAACCUUAUGGGAAAUGUGCCAGGUGUCAUACUACAGCGGCUAAAAGGUACAAUCCCAAAAAUCAUAUGCAAAGAGGGUCACCAUGUACAACGUUAUCCUAAUUCUUACCAAACUGCUAUGUAGUCUUCAAAGAAAACAGUACUUUGAGUACUGAAAGUCCUCCCUUUGAUCUGCACCAAGAAAACUUGUUUGUCCAGCACGGUGGUAUUGUGCAGUCAGAGAUCUUACUGUUUUUUUGUACGAAUAUAUUGAUGAACACAAGACAUUCCAAUAUCCUAUAAAAUAAGAAACUACAAAGGUUUUCAUUUCCGUUUAUCAUGCACAGUUGCUUCACUUUUGUUUCAGUUCUUCUGCUGUGUGUUCAUUUUGGUUUUGUAAACAAAUAUCGCCGCAUUUUGUGUCCAUGUCUAAAUAAAUUCAUGAUUAAACAAUC
Heteronotia binoei (common prickly gecko) is the source of this 2828-nucleotide messenger RNA. RefSeq names its product F-box only protein 6-like. Gene Ontology annotation, molecular function: ubiquitin protein ligase activity; protein binding. NCBI's taxonomy places the organism in Eukaryota, Metazoa, Chordata, Lepidosauria, Squamata, Gekkonidae. The transcript has 7 exons. The record is from RefSeq and is a predicted model, not a curated record. Gene Ontology annotation, cellular component: cytoplasm; SCF ubiquitin ligase complex. Gene Ontology annotation, biological process: glycoprotein catabolic process; SCF-dependent proteasomal ubiquitin-dependent protein catabolic process. The coding region runs from base 348 to 1190 and encodes 280 amino acids.